AUGGCCCCUCGAAAUCCACUCAAGACCAAGGCUAAGGCAAUUUCAUUCAUUAUACAAAAACGAAGGGAUAAUCAAGAGCUGAAUAGUGCGAAUGACAAAGAGAUAGAAGAGCUUGAGACUAAGCUGAGUGCACUUCAAAGCACGCGAAGCAAACUCCAGCGCCAGAAGCGAAGCUUGAAUACCAACUUCGGCAAGUCAACUGAUGACUACACCUGCAUAUUGAACCGCCAGUUCGCCGCCGAGAUGUUCGAACGUCUCUCUGCCCGCGAAGUGCGAGACAUGGUUUACUUCCAUCUCAUGGGUGGCGCUCCAGAUGUCAGCAUCAUUCAACGCGAGAAAGACCUGCCCUAUAACGAAGGGAAUAAAUACUACUUCCACGUUGACCACAGUGACCGUCGCGGCCAGGCUCGCGGCCUUGACAACAAAUUUGAGCACUAUUUCAGGGAGAAGUAUAUGGGAAAGGACUUUGUGGUCGAACUCGCGGAAGAGUUUAAUACGUACGCCUCCUACAAUGUCUGGCACGUCGAUGACGUUCCCUAUCUACUUGGUACUUGCCCUCUCAGAGAUGCGCUCUGCCGACCCCUCGACUUCCUCCGAACGCUUUCAGUCGACAUAUCCAUCCCCGACCAUCUUGUCCCACCUGGCCGGGACUAUGUGGAGUUUUCCCAACGUCCUCGGGGCUAUGUGGUAGCUCGCCAUAUGACAGCAGAGGGCAAUUUAAAGAAGGAAACCUUCGAGAGCCAGGUGAGUUGGCUCGGCGAUCUCGCCGCAACAGCACAAGUUUCCAGAAUGAGCGUCACGCUUAAUGUCAUUGUGCGGACGAAGUUUGCGCUUUACAGGUAUAAAGCUGUGCUGCUCCCGUAUAUCCAAACGCUUGUCGAAAAGGAUUGCAACGUCGUUGUUUCGUACGAAAAUCGGGGCAAAAACGUUUACCCCCAGCCGAGGGAUACGGAAACAGUUACCUAUGAUCGGAGCAUGUUGCUGCCAGCAGGCCAGGUCGAAGCUGCUAUCGCCGCUCCUUUCGAAAUUCCUCCUCAUAAUUUACUCUAG
Alternaria incomplexa is the source of this 1050-nucleotide messenger RNA. RefSeq lists its product as uncharacterized. The record is from RefSeq and is a predicted model, not a curated record. The transcript has 4 exons. Bases 1 to 1050 code for a protein of 349 amino acids. Lineage: Eukaryota; Fungi; Ascomycota; Dothideomycetes; Pleosporales; Pleosporaceae.